This is a messenger RNA of Quercus robur (English oak), 739 nucleotides long. RefSeq names its product agamous-like MADS-box protein AGL62. Gene Ontology annotation, biological process: regulation of transcription by RNA polymerase II. The coding region runs from base 125 to 553 and encodes 142 amino acids. The record is from RefSeq and is a predicted model, not a curated record. Lineage: Eukaryota; Viridiplantae; Streptophyta; Magnoliopsida; Fagales; Fagaceae. Gene Ontology annotation, molecular function: protein dimerization activity; DNA-binding transcription factor activity, RNA polymerase II-specific; RNA polymerase II cis-regulatory region sequence-specific DNA binding. The transcript is spliced from 2 exons.
UUUUUUUUUUUUAUCUUCAAGCACCUCUGUUUUUGCUGCCGCUCAGGUCAGAUCUUCAAGUUGUUGUCUUUACCUCCAUUGCUUGGUGGUUGAUUACUCGAUUAGACUUCGCAGACUAAAAGGCAUGGGACGCAGCAAAAUAGAGAUAAAGGAAAUACAGAACAAGGGAGCCAUGUACUGCACCUUCACAAAGCGUCGCAAUGGUCUGUGCAGCAAGGCUAGGGAGCUCCAUACCUUGUGUGGUGCCCAAGUUGCUGCCAUUGUCUUCUCUCCCAAGAACAAGAUGUACACCUUUGGUGAGCCUUCUGUGGACUCCGUGGUGAAUCGCUUUCUUCAUGAACAACAACAACAACAACAACGACAACGACAACCCAAGAAGAAGAAGAAGACGAUACCGUUUUUGUCAGACGAGUGCAUUGAAGGUUUUGAGUUGCAUGAGCUUAAGUAUUGCACGGCUUUGAUGGAAAAGUUUGUGAAAAAGUUAGAGGAACGACUAGCAGACGUGGUGUAUAGGAGGGUUCAAGUGAAGGAUUUGAUUAGUUUAAUUAAAUAAGAAUAGUGGCUAGAUAAUUGUCUUUUAGAGCAUAGAAAAUUCGUUCUAUUUUUUAAAAAUUUUAAUUUAGUCUUGUAUUGGCAACUUCAACCUUUUACUUUCUUAAGUUUGUGUUUUAUUAAGAAAAUUUUAUUUUUUUAUAAGUUUCCUCUCUUAACUUGAUUGAAUGUUAUUGACACUUGUUUA